CCGGGCUGAGCAGAGAAAGUCCCACUGCGGAGUCGGCUGCGAGAUGAUGGGGGGCUCCUGCGCCUUGGACUUGGGGGUCCUCCUUGGGGCCGUGGCGGUGCUGGUCUCCCCUCCGGAGGUGCUGGGCGUGGGGGAGCCUCCAGAGCAUUUCCUCUUCCAGUCGAAGGGCGAGUGCCACUACUCCGCCUCUGCCAACGGGACGCAGCAGCGCAUCCGCUACCUGAACCGCUACUUCUGGGACCGGCAGGAGCAGCUCUACUUCGACAGCGACCGAGGGAGGGUCGUGGCCGUGGCAGAGCUGAGCGAGCCCGAAUUCGAAGCCUGGAACAAGGACAAGGACGUCCUGCGCAAUGCGAUGGCCAACGUGGAGGUCUUCUGCCGGCACAACUACGGGGUCUACGCGCCCCUCGCCCACGCCCGCCGCGUCCAGCCCAAGGUGGUGAUUACCCCCACAGAAUAUGACUCUGUGUCCCACAACGCUUUGCUGAUUUGCACCGUGGCCGCCUUUUACCCCGCGAAGAUCGAGAUCAAGUGGUUCAGGAACGGGGAGGAGGAGACCGGAGUGUGGACCACAGAUGUCACCCGGAACGGGGACUGGACCUUUCAGAUUGAGGUGAUGCUGGAGACGCAGCCAAAGCGCGGAGAUGUCUACGCCUGCCAGGUGGAGCAUGCCAGCUUCGCGGGCCCCGUCACCGUGCAGUGGGAGGCGCAGUCGGACUCUGCCAAGAGCAAGAUGUGGACGGGGAUUGUGGGGCUGGUGCUGGGGCUGGUCUUUGUGGCGCCCGGACUCUUCCUCUGCGUGAGGAACAAGAAAGGGCUCGCCGUGCCUCAGAGUCCAGGUCUCAUGAGGUAGACUUCGCUGCUCCAUCAGGAUCCCACGAGGUGCAGAAGCCGCUUUUUCUCUCUCUUCCAAGUGGCUGCGUCUUCCGUGGCUGAGAGGAUGGGGGCUUUGUUUGGGGGGCAGAAGAAGGCUGGGGAAGGACGCUCACGGCACCCCCCCAAUCUGCAGCCUCAUCAGCACCAUCCCUGAUUUAUCUCUUUUUGGAGGGGAAGAAAGGAGGUCUCCCCUUGAUGCAUUUGCUGCAUUUAACUUCUGUAUUGCCUGAUGUCACAAAGCUUUAUUUUCCAUGUUGAUGUUUAUCUUGCACAUCCCUUGUCCAGAUGGCUGCCCCCUUUGUGAGUCACCCUUGGAGAGUUUUUAAACCUUCACUCAUUAAACAACAGAGUGUUGUGACA
Molecule: messenger RNA, 1236 nt
Organism: Rhineura floridana
Lineage: Eukaryota; Metazoa; Chordata; Lepidosauria; Squamata; Rhineuridae
Product: H-2 class II histocompatibility antigen, E-S beta chain-like
Exons: 6
Coding region: 44-853 (269 amino acids)
Biological process (GO): immunoglobulin production involved in immunoglobulin-mediated immune response; positive regulation of T cell activation; antigen processing and presentation of exogenous peptide antigen via MHC class II
Cellular component (GO): membrane; MHC class II protein complex
Molecular function (GO): MHC class II protein complex binding
Source: RefSeq, a predicted model, not a curated record